AUGCCUUACAACUUACCUAGUCCAACUUGCAAGAUGGCAGGGAACGAAAUUGCCUCAGGGGAUGCCCAUAAGCCUCGAUCAAAGAAGCAGCCCCCGCGACCUCCAUUCUACAUUCCCCUCAACAUCACUCUCUACCUAUUCCUAACUGCCAACACUCUCGCCGCAAUAUUCUCUCCAAUUCAAGAUUGCGAUGAGGUGUUCAAUUUCUGGGAACCUGCGCAUUAUCUUCAACAUGGAUACGGUCUUCAAACCUGGGAAUAUUCACCGGUUUAUUCUAUCCGAAGCUGGCUCUACGUGUCGCUCCAUGCUGCUGUAGGCAAAAUCGGGUCUUUGGUCGUCCACAGCAAGACAGCUGAAUUCUACACCAUUCGCCUCUCUCUUGCGUUUUUCUGCACUGCCUGUCAGACUCGACUAUACUCUGCGAUAUGCCGUACGCUCAGCCCCCGCAUCGGUCUUUUGUUUGUGAUAAUCGUCAUACUUAGCCCUGGCAUGUUUCAUGCUUCGACUGCCUUUUUGCCUUCUACUUUCACCAUGUAUAUGUCUAUGCUUGGUCUGGCUUCAUUCCUGGAUUGGAAAAAUGGCCGGAAAACAGCAGAAGGCAUCAUGUGGUUUGGGCUGGGGACAAUCGUUGGCUGGCCAUUUGCCGGUGCUCUCAUUGUCCCUUUUUUGGCUGAGGAAGCUAUUUUCAGUAUAAUGUCUAGGUCUUUUGGCUCACUCUUGUACAAUGUAUUCGACGGCAUCAUUCGUUGUUUGUCGAUUCUGGCUCUUGAAGUUGCAGUUGACUAUGCUUUCUUCCGAAAGCUCGUUCUCGUGCCUUGGAACAUUGUUGCAUACAACAUAUUGGGGGGUGAAGGUAAAGGCCCGGAUAUUUUUGGAACUGAGCCGUGGACUUUCUAUAUUCGAAACCUCUUGCUCAACUUCAAUGUCUGGUUUGUCCUCGCCAUGCUAUCCGCACCCCUCCUACUUUUCCAGAUCGUCUUUCGGUCGCACACCACCUCCUUACAAACCUCGUUGCGGUCCAUGACCUUGGUCGCUCCCUUCUACAUGUGGUUCGCGAUCUUCUCGGUUCAGCCACACAAGGAGGAGCGGUUUAUGUACCCAGCAUACCCGUUCUUAGCACUCAGCGCGGCUUUGAGCUUCCAUAUUAUUAUGACCUACCUUGGCUCUACUGACCGGAAGGAAAUGAUCGGCCGCGUACCAACUAAACUGAAGGUGGCUGCAGCCUUGUCGGUUGUUCUAGUUGCACUCAACGCCGGCAUGUUGCGCACUCUAGGAAUGGUUACGGCCUAUAACGCUCCAUUGAAGGUUUUGGAUCCCCUUCAGCAUGUGGAUAGCGCGCAUGCGGGAGACUGGGUGUGUUUCGGCAAGGAGUGGUAUCGCUUCCCGUCAUCAUAUUUCCUUCCCAACGAUAUGCGCGCCAAGUUCAUCCGAAGUGAAUUCCGAGGACUACUUCCGGGCGAGUUUCCAGAUUCCCCGGGUUAUCUUGGGCGUCUAGAUGGUGCUUCACAGAUUCCAUCUGGCAUGAAUGAUCUCAACAUUGAGGACCCCAGUAAAUACGUUGAUGUCUCUCAAUGUUCUUUCCUGGUUGACUCUUACUUCCCCGGCCAUGACGCCACUGAGCUAGAGCCCCAUUACUUCCUGGACAAGGCGCAGUGGGAGACGCUUUCCUGCGCCAGCUUCCUCGAUGCAUCUCAAACAAAUCUGCUUGGUAGACUGAUCUGGAUCCCUGACCUCCCAGUCAUCCCAGCUCGCUUCCGACGCAAAUGGGGCCAAUACUGUCUUCUCCAAAGGACAGCAGGUCAUGUCUAG
Penicillium coprophilum is the source of this 1809-nucleotide messenger RNA. Its product is annotated as dolichyl-P-Man:Man(6)GlcNAc(2)-PP-dolichol alpha-1,2-mannosyltransferase. Gene Ontology annotation, molecular function: alpha-1,2-mannosyltransferase activity. The record is from RefSeq and is a predicted model, not a curated record. Gene Ontology annotation, biological process: protein N-linked glycosylation. Gene Ontology annotation, cellular component: endoplasmic reticulum membrane. The transcript is spliced from 4 exons. NCBI's taxonomy places the organism in Eukaryota, Fungi, Ascomycota, Eurotiomycetes, Eurotiales, Aspergillaceae. The coding region runs from base 1 to 1809 and encodes 602 amino acids.